Molecule: messenger RNA, 2441 nt
Organism: Aspergillus nomiae NRRL 13137
Lineage: Eukaryota; Fungi; Ascomycota; Eurotiomycetes; Eurotiales; Aspergillaceae
Exons: 3
Coding region: 591-2441 (616 amino acids)
Source: RefSeq, a predicted model, not a curated record
AAAGGGAAAAAAGGGUUCUUCAACUCGGAACCCACCGACACCACUUACGAAGAUCGGGUGCGGGUCACGGGGGGAAGCAGUCCCGAAAAAGGCGCCUCCCACUUUCUUCAUGCGUCGAUCUGAUCUCUCUUUUUCCCUUCUCCGACUUGUCCUUUUUGCUUCCUCCCCACUAUAAUAACUACGACGGAUCUGCUAGUUCGUUGGCUAGUCAAUUAAUUGUUCCAAAUCCCGUUCUCAGCCUCUGUCCUCCCCCCACGAAAUUUAAUCCUCUCGUUCCUCUCUAACUUGCCUUCUCGUGGGCCGUGACUAUCUAUCUUUCCUUGAUCCCCCUCGAACUAUGGGCGACCAUGUCGCCCAUGAUUAAGGCUACUUAACCGCGCGUUCCCCUUGUCCUAACUACGGCAUUGGUCUCUCAUUCCCCAUCCCGCCGGCCACAACUUGAUUCUGCCCCCCCACGCUCACUGAAAAUAGUAGUGGGCACCUGGCGCGCCGUGCAGCUGGUCGGCAGCAGAAUGCUGGUUUUGACGCCUAAAUUACAGACCGAAUCUAGUUAAUAUAUGUGAUGGGCUGUGUCCGAUUAAACGGUGGAAAUGCCUCCAAACAAGGGCGCCGCUGGGCGCAAAAAGGACGCCAUUCAUUUUGUCAAUGCUCGGCCGUCCUCGGAGGGAGAACGAUUAAAGAUACAGCGUUUGGUUAGGGCCCAUGUAGGCAAAUGGAUUUCCGAUCAGACCAAAGAUCGCUCCAUAGAAUCUGAAGCGAAUUCGAGCCGUGAUGCCUCCCGGGAGAAUGCCUCGCGCACUGUUGAUCUCGAUGGAGAUGAGACGAUGUUAAACUUAUAUCCCCCUUCGCUGUCCUGUCGAUCCUCAGUUUCAUCCUGUUCACCUGAAUCAGUUUCCUCGAACAACAGUCUAACGGUUAUACAAACCGUCCCUACUAGUGCCUGGGAUGCACAGCAGACAAUGUCCGUUGUCCCCACUUCUCAGUUAUAUCUUGACAGCACGGAACACCAGUAUGACAACGAAUAUGAGUGUGAUUAUGGCCACGAUUCGCAGGGGUCAAGUCCAGAAACCUCCAGUCCCCCUGGUCCUAUUGAGCAUAUCGAGACCAUCGGUGCGAAUUUCAUUGAUCCUUUUAUGACCUACCCCUGGCGUCAUUCUCCAGAAAUCGCCAACGCAUGUCAGGCAUAUUGUACGUCCGUUCUAUGGCCUACCCUUACUCCCGGGGCCAGAAGAUCAGAUGUUUCGGCCUUGAAUUGGUUCCCCUUGAUGAUGUCUGAGCCGACUUUAAUGACAGCCAUCACGUUCGGGUCACUCUCGCACCAACGGGUGCAAUGGCUGAACCGGUGGAUCCCGGACGGCGCAUUUCGGGAGCGAGAGCAGCAGCUUCUAAGAGUCUGCGAAAUGGAGACCAUCGAGCUAAUCAAUCAGGAAAUGAAAAAGCCAGGCCGAGCAAUCAGCAACGCGGUCAUUUUGAGUGUGAUGUGCAUGGCACAUAAUGCAACAGAUAUUAGUGAAGAACGACAGUUUCGGCACAUUCCGUUCACAGCACCCAUGCGGCGGUUGCAAUGGAUCGACGUCUAUGGCAGUCUGCGACCAAACCUGGUACAUGUCCAAGGUUUGAUCUCAAUGAUUAACCUACGGGGUGGCCUUGAGGCAAUUGACCUGCCCGGGUUGGCUCCCGUAGUGUCUCUGUCGGAUAUCGUGACCUCGAGUGCAUAUCAUACGCCUCCAGUCUUUCCUUUCUUUCCGCUUUCAGCGGACCGGAAGAAGGUUCCGCUGCAAGACAUGCUCGGGUAUACGAUGGUUGAUGUAGACCGCCAUUACGGCCGACUUCGACAGAUCGGCUUGACCACAGAGAUGAUGGAGGUCUUCCACGCUAUGGACCUUUACAUGAGUAUUGUGGAUGCUUAUCUCAAGGGAAAUCAAAUCAGAACGGACUACUCUUUGCUUGCCGACCAGCGUAACUUGGUCCAAUACACCUUAUUAUCUCUCCCAGCUGCCAGUCAACUCCCUGGAUUCAGUGGCUAUCAUCAACGCCAUGAGAUUAUCUACGAAGCCUGCCGUCUCGCGGGCUGUAUAUAUGGUUCUGGCGUGGUCUUCCCCCUACCGCCACAAAGCACCCCGCUGGCUAAACUUUCUGGUCUUCUCAAGGGUGUUCUCGAGGUUCCCGACUGCCUGACUGUCUGGGACCAGCCGCAAGCCCGCGUUACCUUUUUAUGGGUUUUGACCCUGGGUGGCAUCGCGGCCGAGGGCACCGUGGACCGAGACUGGUAUGUGGUCACGCUUAUGCAGACAGCACGGUAUAGUCAUAUUACCUGCUGGGCCGACCUUCGGGCAAUCGUCGUGCUGCUACCCUGGUAUGACGCAGCCUGUGACGAUGCGGGCAACAACCUCUGGCUGGAAAUCGAGAGACUGUCCGCUCGUUCAUCGAACUCGAAUUGA